AAAAUGUUUAAUUUCGAUUGGUUUUAUGGAUUAUUAUCGUCGUUGGGGCUAUACAGAAAGGAGGCAAAGAUUUUGUUCUUAGGUCUUGAUAACGCUGGAAAAACCACAUUGCUUCAUAUGUUGAGAGAUGAGAAGCUUGUGCAACAUCAACCAACACAACAUCCAACAUCAGAGGAACUAAGUAUUGGGAAUAUCAAUUUCAAAGCUUUCGAUUUAGGCGGCCAUCGUAUUGCUCGAAGAGUCUGGAGCGACUAUUAUGCUAAGGUUGAUGCUGUACUGUAUCUAGUCGAUGCUAGCGACAAAGAGCGUUUUGCGGAGUCGAAGAGAGAACUGAACGCACUUUUAUCGGACGAGUCGUUAAGAAAUGCCCCGUUUCUAAUACUCGGUAACAAGAUUGAUCUGCAUUACGCGGCUUCAGAAGACGAGCUCCGUUAUCACAUGGGGCUGACAGGUGUCACCACGGGGAAAGGUAAGGUAAACCUAGCGGAUACGAAUGUUCGUCCGAUUGAGGUUUUCAUGUGCAGCAUUGUUAGAAAAAUGGGAUAUGGAGAUGGGUUUAGAUGGGUGUCUCAGUACAUUUAGUUAUGGAUUGUAAAAUGUUCAUAUUUUUUAUUUACGAAACUGUUUUUAGUUUGAAUAUAUGUGUAUUUUAAGUCU
This is a messenger RNA of Erythranthe guttata (spotted monkey flower), 657 nucleotides long. Its product is annotated as small COPII coat GTPase SAR1A. Gene Ontology annotation, biological process: intracellular protein transport. Lineage: Eukaryota; Viridiplantae; Streptophyta; Magnoliopsida; Lamiales; Phrymaceae. Gene Ontology annotation, molecular function: GTP binding; GTPase activity. The record is from RefSeq and is a predicted model, not a curated record.